Molecule: messenger RNA, 1194 nt
Organism: Daucus carota subsp. sativus
Lineage: Eukaryota; Viridiplantae; Streptophyta; Magnoliopsida; Apiales; Apiaceae
Product: expansin-A13
Exons: 2
Coding region: 59-853 (264 amino acids)
Biological process (GO): plant-type cell wall organization
Cellular component (GO): extracellular region
Source: RefSeq, a predicted model, not a curated record
AAUUCGGUUCGGUUAACUUGUAAUAACUUACUAAAAAAACCCAAGAGCAAAGACAAGAAUGGCAGCAUCAGCAACCACACUGCUUGUGGCCACUCUUCUUCUCACUCUCUCUCUACAAUCAUCCUCCCACUCUCUCUACUCUUUCUCCCCCUCCCCUCCCCAACACUCCGAGUGGCGACCGGCCAGAGCCACCUACUACGCCGCCGCCGACCCCCGUGACAUUGUCGGCGGCGCGUGUGGCUACGGGGACCUGGAGAAAUCCGGGUAUGGCAAGGCCACGGCGGGUCUGAGCUCUGCUUUGUUCGAGAAAGGGCAGAUCUGUGGGGCUUGUUUUGAAGUGAGGUGUGUUGAGGAUCUAAAGUAUUGUAUUCCGGGGACUUCGAUUAUAGUUACGGCCACUAAUUUUUGUGCUCCUAAUUAUGGGUUUGAAGCUGAGACUGGUGGCAAGUGUAAUCUCCCCAAUGCUCAUUUCGUCUUGCCUAUUGAAGCUUUCGACAAGAUUGCUAUUUGGAAAGCCUCUAACAUGCCUAUUCAGUAUCGCAGGAUCAAGUGCAGAAAGGAAGGAGGGAUACGGUAUACUAUCGAUGGUGCUGCUAUUUUUCUUUCAGUGUUGAUAAGUAAUGUUGCUGGUGCUGGAGAUAUUGUGGCAGUGAAGAUCAAGGGUUCAAGAACAGGAUGGCUGCCAAUGAAUAGAAAUUGGGGGCAGAACUGGCAUAUAAAUGCCGAUCUGAAGAACCAACCGCUUUCUUUUGAGCUUACUAGCAGUGAUGGGGUUACAUUGAUAUCAUACUAUGUUGCUCCACAAAAUUGGGAUUUUGGACAGAGUUUUGAAGGCAAGCAGUAUGAAACCUAAGGUGACGGCUUAGGGACUUGUAAUUGAUAUAUAUUCUCUACGAUCACAUCGUGUUAGCUUUGAUGUGCUAGUGGAAUCUUUACUUGUAUUGUGAAGUGGGGGAAGAAUUUAGAUCUUAGUAGGCAAUUGUAUGAUGGAGCAGACUUAGAUUGUUGUGUUGAGAAUUGAGAAAGAAUGUGAACAGUACUCUCUGCCACUAUUGCAGUGAGCUCCUCGACUAGACGACUACAAUGGUAAUUUUUUACAGCUGAUAUAGAGUGUGUCAACCAUGGAACUAUAUCAUACUUGAGUGGAAUUUUAAAGUACUUUACAUAUCGAGAUUUUAUGAUAUUUUGGCAUAA